GAACAUCUUGACAGUAGACACGACUCUCUCUGACGGUGUUGAGGUGGCAGAGAAGUGAAGGUUCUAGCAUGGCCACACGUUGAUUUCUUAUUAUUGCUGGCUGUUUGUGACAAGAAGAAAAAUUAUUGAAAUAUGUUUAUAGUUGAGGGUCACAGUAAUGCAAAAGGGCUGAGUGGAGUUAGAAUGCGUAUCUUGCAAAUUCGUCGUGGUCGCCUCCUGAAGGUGGUGUUGGGGGUGACUGCCGUGGCUGGUGUGUUACUACUCCUGGGAGUCAACUCUCCUCAUACUGCUUCUAUUAGAUCAGCUGGUGCACUCUUAAGUAAAGCCAAACAGAAGGUUACAUACCUUGAAGACAAAGCAGGUAACUUUGAACCGAAAGACAGCCCACCCAGGAAUGGACCUGGUGAAGGAGGCAAAGCAUAUCAUCUCCCCCCUGAUAAGCAGAAUGAAGGGACACAGUCUGUAAGCGAGUAUGGCAUCAACAUGGUAGUUUCUGAUGAGAUUGCCAUGGACCGUGCCAUCCUGGACACAAGACAUCCAGAGUGCAGCCACUGGGAAUAUCCAGAGGAUUUGCCAACAACAACUGUGGUGAUAGUUUUCCACAAUGAAGGUUUCUCUACACUGAUGCGCACAGUUCACAGCGUCUUUGACCGCUCUCCACCUCAGUUCUUGAAGGAGGUGUUGCUAGUAGAUGACUUUAGUAACAAAGCAUCUUUGAAAGAGCCUUUGGAGGAUUACAUAACAAGGUGGAAGGGGAAGGUGAGGUUGAUACGCAACAAGGAACGUGCUGGACUUAUUCGUACCCGCACCACAGGAGCUGAAGAGGCCAGAGGAGAGGUGGUGCUCUUCCUGGAUGCUCACUGUGAGGUCAACAAGAAUUGGCUUCCUCCACUCUUGGCUCCUAUUUACCGAGACAAACAUACCAUGACAGUACCAGUUAUUGACGGUAUAGAUCACAAUACAUUUGAGUACCGACCAGUGUAUGGUGCUGGCAGUAACUUCAGAGGCAUAUUUGAGUGGGGAAUGUUAUACAAGGAGUCAGAACUGCCAAUGGAGAUGGAACGUCAGCGCAUACACAAGAGUGAACCUUACAAAGCUCCAACUCAUGCGGGAGGUUUAUUUGCUAUCAACCGAGAGUACUUCUUGAGUCUCGGUGCUUAUGAUCCGGGACUUUUGGUCUGGGGAGGAGAAAACUUUGAGUUAUCUUUUAAGAUAUGGCAGUGUGGUGGCAGCAUUGAGUGGGUGCCUUGUUCUCGUGUGGGUCAUGUUUACCGGGGAUUCAUGCCUUAUAACUUUGGCAAACUGGCAGAGAAGAAGAAGGGCCCUCUUAUCACCAUUAAUUACAAGAGAGUUAUUGAGACGUGGUUUGACGACAAAUAUAAGGAGUACUUUUACACACGUGAACCUCUGGCAAGGUACCUUGACAUGGGUGACAUUAGUCAACAGUUGGAGCUGAAAAAACGGUUGCAGUGCAAGAGCUUUCAAUGGUUCAUGGAUAAUGUCGCUCCUGACUUACUCCGCAAGUAUCCAGAACUUCCUCCCAACGUGCACUGGGGCGAGCUGCGCAGUCUUGUUGGUGACUUCUGUUGGGACACUGUUGGCCAUGAUGCUCCAGCUGUGUUGGAGACUUAUCCCUGUAUGGGGGACACCCUUGGUGGUGACACUAGUCAGCUCAUCCGGCUAAAUGCAGAAGGCCAGCUAGGUGUUGGGGAGCGGUGUGUUGAUGCCGAUGGCCAAGGUGUAAAGCUGAUCUUCUGUCGUUUGGGAACAGUGGAUGGGCCGUGGCAAUAUGAUGAGCAAAGCCAUGUGAUGCUCCACAAGCGGAUGGGGAAAUGUGCUGCUCUCCACCCCCAGAACAACCAGUUGACUAUGCUUCCAUGUGACCCUAUUAACAAUUACCAGAAGUGGACAUUCAAACAGAUUACUCCUAAGUGGUGAGAAAGUUUCAUUCUACUCUGACAAGUUCGCCUUGGUUUACUGGCAAAAUCCCAUUGAAUCACAUGAUGUAAAACUCCCGGUGUCUGUGGUAAUCUCAGUGUCUGCCAAGAGUAAAACAAAGUCGAUUUCGCCAGUGGCCCGGCGACCAAUCACAGCCCACCUUAUUCCGAGCUAAACAGCAUGUCGGGGAGGAGCGUGCCGACCAGUGAGAAACUCACUACAUUCUAUUUUUGGCGUCCCAGAGGAAGAUGAUGUAUCUGUUGUUGAUCAGAUACGCUACUAGUCAUCUACCCCCCCAGUUCUUUAGUGGAGCACAGUCAUCAUCUAGAGAGAGUUACCAUUAUUGUUUUUUUUUAAAUUUAUUACAAUAUAAAUUUAUUGAUUUGGGUACAGAACUUUUAUUUCAUUAUUUUCAUUAAUGUUAAUUUCACACCAUUUCAUUAUUUGACAUCAAUGUGCACCAAAAUCAUACAUAAAACUUCAUGUAUUACAAGGAUCACAUUCUGCAUUAAAUCACAUUUAAAAUGAGACCUUAUUGAACAGAAGUAAAAAAAUUUUGGAGGUUUUAUGACAUUUUGAUUAUGUGCAAAAUUUAAACCUCAUUUUCUCAAAACUUGGUUUUGGUGUGUUCGCCCUUACAUUAAUCAACACCUCAUAUGCAGGAACACAUGAAGAAUGUUUGAAAAAGUAAGAAUGAUUGUAGUGAUAAUGACUGAUGAAAUUAUGUGAAUGAAUACUAUGGAUCAAACUAUUAGUGGGGUAUGGGUGUACCUGUACAUAUUUUAAAGUACUGUACCUUUAAAUAAGUCUUGAAAACCUGAUGAUAAAUGUUCAGUAACAUUGUGUAUACUGUAAUAAAAUAGUAUGGUGAGGCA
Homarus americanus (American lobster) is the source of this 2813-nucleotide messenger RNA. RefSeq names its product N-acetylgalactosaminyltransferase 7-like (gene Pgant7). The transcript has 13 exons. The record is from RefSeq and is a predicted model, not a curated record. NCBI's taxonomy places the organism in Eukaryota, Metazoa, Arthropoda, Malacostraca, Decapoda, Nephropidae. Gene Ontology annotation, cellular component: Golgi apparatus. The coding region runs from base 133 to 1938 and encodes 601 amino acids.